AUGGUCGUGCCGUCGCCGCGAGACCUGGGCGCCGCGAUCGUGACCGCCGCCGGUUGCUUGGCGUGGUGGGGCGUCGAAAAAUUCGCGGGGUGGCUCUCCGCAUCCACCCCCGCCUCGCUCGCGGGCGCGACCCUGGCGCGAUGGCAGUGGGUCAACAUAGCGGCGUUCGCCGUGAACGUGGUCUCGGUCGCGAUCCCGGGGCGGAUCGACGACGAGAUGGCGGAGCAGAUGAAGAAGGAGGCCAAGGCGCGCAAGAAGAGACCGUCCGUCGCGCCCGGCGUGCCGAAGGACAGCAUCUACCGCUCGCUCGUCACCCCCGCGGGGUGGGCGUUCCUCAUCUGGCCCGUGAUCUACCUGGCGGAGUCGGUAUUCACCGCCGCGCAGGCGUCCGACGCCCUCGACCCGGUCUCCACCGCCGCGUACUCGUCCGCCGCGCCGUGGUGGCUGCUCGCUUGCGCGCUCCAAUCGCUGUGGUGCGUCGCGUUCAGGGACUGGGCCAAGGCGCCCGAACACUUUUGGAUCAGCGGCGCCCUGCUCGCGGCGGAGGCGGUCGCGCUGGGCAGGGCCGUGUCCGCCGUCGACGCCGCGCGGGUCGCCUUCCCGACGGCGGCGUACUGGUGCGGGAGGCUGCCGCUGGCGCUGCACCACGGGUGGAUCACCGCCGCGGCGGUGGUCAACGUCAACUCGUGGCUCGCGGUGAGCGAUUACCCGAACGAGAUAUCGAGCGCGGAGUUUCAGGCGCGCGCGGCGUUCAUCUCGCACGCCGCCGCCGCGUUCUGUGGGUGCCGCGUCUCCUGGACGACGAACGAUCCGACGUUCGUCGGGGUCAUCGCGUGGGCGCUUUACGCGAUAGCCGCCGACGGCGGAUGGAGGAAACGACUCGUGGAGAGAAUCGGGGAGGAGCCGCUGAGGGCCAUCGCGAGGAACGCGUUGUUUCACGCGCGCGUCGCGUCCGCGCUCUGCGUGUACCUCGCCGCCAAGCCGCUGGUGGAUCCGUACCUGCCCGACGCGUUCGCGGGGUUGUUGGCGUGGAAACGAUGA
This is a messenger RNA of Micromonas commoda, 1041 nucleotides long. RefSeq lists its product with no specific name. The record is from RefSeq and is a predicted model, not a curated record. Bases 1 to 1041 code for a protein of 346 amino acids. NCBI's taxonomy places the organism in Eukaryota, Viridiplantae, Chlorophyta, Mamiellophyceae, Mamiellales, Mamiellaceae. The transcript has a single exon.